GGGCGGGAGCGGGCCGGGCUGGAGCCGCAGCGCCAAGGGCUCGGCCAUGGGCGAUUUCCAGCUCUCGGUGGAGGAACUGAACGAGCUCCUGUCUAACGGGAGCGGCUGCUACAGCCUGCCCAGCGCGCACAGCAACGAGGUGGUGCCGCGCAUCCACGUGGGGAACGCGUUCAUAGCCAAGAACAUAACGAGGCUGCAGCAUCUGGGGAUAACCCAUGUUCUGAAUGCAGCAGAGGGGAAAUCAUUCAUGCAUGUGAACACUAAUGCAGAGUUCUAUGAAGGCUCAGGCAUCAGAUACCAUGGCAUUAAAGCUAAUGAUACACAGGAAUUUAACCUCAGUCGCUACUUUGAGGAGGCAGCUGAUUUUAUUGACAAAGCCCUUUCCCAGAAGGAUGGCCAGGUGCUGGUGCACUGCCGCGAGGGCUACAGCCGCUCGCCCACGCUGGUCAUCGCCUACCUGAUGCUGCGGCGCGGCAUGGACGUGCGCAGCGCGCUCUGCGCCGUGCGCCAGCAGCGCGAGAUCGGCCCCAACGACGGCUUCCUCCGGCAGCUCUGCCAGCUCAACGAGCGCCUGCUCAAGGAGGGCAAGGUCAAGCCCUAGAGCACAGCGCUGCGCUGGUUCUGUUUUCGGUUUCUCAGAGAUUUAGAGGAUGGGUUAGGCGCUUUAGAGACGCGAAUUUCAACCGCCCGGCUGGAAUUGCUGCUUGUCUAGUGAAAAUGUCCGUCUGGAACUCUGUGAUGUUUUCGAGAUGGGACAAAAUUGUGUCGCUGUUUGGAGCUGUUGCCAUCAAGGGAUGUUUGUAGAGGGGUGACUCAGCUGUCUUCACACACAUUUCAGAGCCCCUGCAGGUUCCAUAGCAUAUGUGGUUUGCAUUGACAUUGAAUGUGAUUUGUUUAAGCUUUGUCUUUAGUUGUCUCACCAGUUCAGGAGCACAUAAUCACAGAUUGAUUAUAUGCAGCUGCUUUUGUUGAAGAGCUCUGGGUGUCAGGGGCACAGACCCAAAUCUGACUCUGACAUGAGUUCAGGAUGAACACAGUUUUAUACCCUUAUUAUAUAACUCCAUAUUAAUUAUUAAACUUCAGUUGUUCUAUUGUAUACAUUGAUUUCAUCCAAGCAUGGAUCCUUGUAAUUUGAUGAGCCCUUGGGGGACACUGGACUGGGACUGUCCCAGUGCCACUUCCAGUGUCCCCAGUGCCACUCCCAGUGUCCCCAGUGUCCCCAUUUCCCUGUUCCCAGUGCAAACUGGAGCUGGUGGUUGGGUCCCUGGCGUCCUGCAUGGAGCUGGUGCUGAGGACAAGCCCUUGGGGACACUGGGCUGGGACUGUCCCAAUGUCCCCAGUGCCACUCCCAAUCCAAAAAUCCGAUACAUUGAUUUCAUCCAAGCAUGGAUUUUUGUAAUUUCUU
This is a messenger RNA of Melozone crissalis (California towhee), 1405 nucleotides long. It is a transcript of the gene DUSP3, whose product is annotated as dual specificity phosphatase 3. NCBI's taxonomy places the organism in Eukaryota, Metazoa, Chordata, Aves, Passeriformes, Passerellidae. The transcript has 3 exons. The record is from RefSeq and is a predicted model, not a curated record. Bases 47 to 601 code for a protein of 184 amino acids. Gene Ontology annotation, cellular component: cytoplasm. Gene Ontology annotation, biological process: negative regulation of MAPK cascade; protein dephosphorylation. Gene Ontology annotation, molecular function: protein tyrosine/serine/threonine phosphatase activity; MAP kinase phosphatase activity.